Molecule: messenger RNA, 1204 nt
Organism: Westerdykella ornata
Lineage: Eukaryota; Fungi; Ascomycota; Dothideomycetes; Pleosporales; Sporormiaceae
Product: zincin
Exons: 2
Coding region: 74-925 (283 amino acids)
Biological process (GO): proteolysis
Molecular function (GO): metalloendopeptidase activity
Source: RefSeq, a predicted model, not a curated record
UGUAAACUUCUUCAUCUUCGUUUAAAAACCAGCAAUAUAUUACUUACGAAUACACUUCCACUAAGAUACAGAUAUGUCUCCUAUUUGUUGCGUUGUUCCAGAAUAUAUACUACGUGCAGUUGUUGAGAAGGGGGAGGCACCGGAGCACAUCAUCAGUGCUUGUCAGUCUACCAUCGACAACACAAGACGGCUUCAGGACGCACGUAUCCAACAUGGGCAGAGCAUCGUAUCAGCUCAGCAGCAACAGACCGCUCAAGCUGCGGGGGCUGUACGUCAUUUGAAACGUACAAUCUACAAUGCACAGAAUUCCUGGGACUCUGAUGAUCUUCCUCGAGACAAGGUCAUGAUCAAAGAAGGCGGUGUUCUCAUCAGCAAGGAGGAGGAUUCCAGCCAGGACGCGAAUGAAUGUUAUGUCGGGUUCAAGAAGACUUAUGACUUCUACUUUGAAUUCUUCAAGCGCGAUUCAGUUAACGGCAGGGGUUUGAAGCUCGAUGGCUUCGUGCACUAUGGCCAGAGAUACGCAAACGCCUUCUGGGAUGGCAGAGAGAUGAUCUUCGGUGAUGGAGACGGACAUAUUUUCAACGGCUUCACGGAUGAGCUUGACGUUAUUGCCCACGAACUGACCCACGGUGUGGUGCAGUACACAAGCCCACUUGAGUACAAGUUCCAAAGCGGCGCCUUGAACGAGUCAAUUGCUGAUGUGUUCGGCAUCAUGGUGAAACAAUGGGGUACAGAUCCAGAACAUCCUCAGACUGUCGACCAAGCCAGCUGGCUUAUCGGCGAGGGAAUUUGGGCCAAGAACAUCAAAGGCAAAGCUCUCCGAGAUAUGAAGAACCCUGGAACGGCUUACGACGAUGCAACAGUCGGGAAAGACCCUCAGCCAGCACAUUGGAAUGAUUUCAAGAAGCUUGAACUCUCUGAUUGACCGUGGUGGUGUUCACGUCAAUUCCGGCAUCCCCAAUCGUGCCUUUUACCUUGCUGCUAGUAUGAUUGGGGGGUACGCCUGGGAAGGUGCUGGUCCUAUCUGGUACAAAGCACUGACGAGUGGUGAACUCAGUGAGGACGCGACCUUCAAGGAAUUUGCCGAUAUUACUAUCAAAAAUGCUGGUAAGCAUGUGGAAAAGAUCCAGCAGGCUUGGACGCUGGUUGGCUAUCCGUUUCCUUAGAAUCGCGCAGAGUUGUAAAUUACAAUCUUUUUGAGCGG